AUGGUGGGUGUAUUGCAUAAAGCACUGCAGGAGGUACUGCUGCCUCCCAAGCAGAGUGGUGGGGCAAAGAAAGAACUGACUCUUGAAGACAUUAAGAAUGGAGGUGCAAGCAAACUGGAUAAAUUUGUGCGGGAUAAUGCAUCGCAUGCGACAUCAUUACUUAAGGACGUGGUGAAUAAAGCAGCGGCGGCAGUGGAGAGUGCAGAUGCGCCAGUGCAGCAGGCAAGAGCAGCGGCGGAGAAAGCCAGCGAGGCCCUGAAGAACGCGGCAGCAGGAGCGACGGAGAUAUUGGAUGCCGUUCAGAAAGCCAAUGACAUUGCGGCGAAGGGAAUCACGGCGGCGGUGCAGGCACACACUGCGGUGAGUAAUACGGCAGCCUCAGUGAACCGUCUGUCGGACCGUUUCAAUAGACUAUUGGCUCUGGCGCGGGAGGUCUUGACGUUGGUAAAAGCAGAGAGUGCUCAAGGUGACGCAGAGGAUGGUAACAAAAAGUUUGCAAACAUAAAGGAAACAUCGAAGGAAGUGUUGGGUGACGUCUAUGCAAUUGUGCUUGGAGCUGUAAUAGCCGCUGGCGAUGCUGCAAUCGCGGCUGAUGCAGUGGUGACUGCCGCGACGGCUGCGGCGCCGGACGCUGCGGCUGCGGUGGAGGCGGCCACUGCGGCGAAGGCGGCGGCUCGUGACGCGUUGACUCAAGUGAAGGAGAAGUUGGGGAUCAGCGGGCAGGAAACAGUCGCCAGGACGCCGCAAGGAGAACACGACGAUGCUCCUGACGUUGACGGCUCCCACGAGUCACACACUUCUCCGCCAGACGCCACGGACCCCGCACUUCUGGUGCCCACCGCUGCGGCUGCGCUCAACAUCAACAACGCUGACGGUGGCAGCAGCAGUGCGUGGGUGCGUGCCCCAAUACUGCUGCUGCUGGCCUGCGUGACUGUGUGA
Molecule: messenger RNA, 939 nt
Organism: Trypanosoma grayi
Lineage: Eukaryota; Euglenozoa; Kinetoplastea; Trypanosomatida; Trypanosomatidae
Exons: 1
Coding region: 1-939 (312 amino acids)
Source: RefSeq, a predicted model, not a curated record